Molecule: messenger RNA, 3039 nt
Organism: Callithrix jacchus (white-tufted-ear marmoset)
Lineage: Eukaryota; Metazoa; Chordata; Mammalia; Primates; Cebidae
Gene: RXFP1
Product: relaxin family peptide receptor 1
Biological process (GO): hormone-mediated signaling pathway; activation of adenylate cyclase activity; adenylate cyclase-activating G protein-coupled receptor signaling pathway
Cellular component (GO): plasma membrane
Molecular function (GO): protein binding; G protein-coupled peptide receptor activity
Source: RefSeq, a predicted model, not a curated record
UGUGUGCGUGCAUGCGUGUGUGUGUGUGUGUGUGUGUGUGUAAAGAAGGAGAUUAGGACAUUUAGAGAAGGAGGGUGGGGAGAAGAGAUCCCGAGAAUAGAAAAGAGGAAAGAAAAAAAGAGGGAAUGGAAAGAGAGAGAGAAAGGAAAUGGGAGUGGAAGGAGGGAGGACUGCUUUGUAGCUUCUAAGAUUGCAGACAGAAAUAGCACACAACCGCCGUGAGCCGUGUGUGAUUCAGAAAUCAAGACCGAAUUUUGUUCACUUUUAUUAAUCAGUUGCUAAAAGAAAGGAAAUGGCAUCUGGUCCCGUCUUCUUCUACAUCUUAAUUAUUGGAAAAUAUUUUUCUCAUGCGGGUGGACAGGAUGUCAAGUGCUCCCUUGGCUACUUCCCCUGUGGGAACGUCACAAAGUGCUUGCCUCAGCUGCUGCACUGUAACGGUGUGGACGACUGCGGGAAUCAGGCCGAUGAGGACGACUGUGGAGACAACAAUGGAUGGUCUCUGCAAUUUGACAAAUAUUUUGCCAAUUACUUCAAAAUGACUUCCCCACAUCCCUUUGAGGCAGAAAAACCUGAAUGUUUGGUUGGUUCUGUGCCACUGCAAUGUCGUUGCCAAGGUCUGGAGCUUGACUGUGAUGAAACCAAUUUACGAGCUGUUCCAUCAGUUUCUUCAAAUGUGACUGUAAUGUCACUUCAGUGGAACUUAAUAAGAAAGCUUCCUCCUGAUUGCUUCAAGAAUUAUCACGAUCUUCGGAAGUUGUACCUGCAAAACAAUAAGAUUACAUCCAUCUCCGUCUAUGCUUUCAGAGGACUGAACAGCCUUACUAAACUGUAUCUCAGUCAUAACAGAAUAACCUUCCUGAAGCCGGGUGUUUUUGAAGAUCUCCACAGACUAGAAUGGCUGAUAAUUGAAGAUAAUCACCUCAGUCAAAUUUCCCCACCAACAUUUUAUGGACUAAAUUCUCUUAUUCUCUUAGUCCUGAUGAAUAAUGUCCUCACCCAUUUACCUGACAAGCCUCUCUGUCAACACAUGCCAAGACUACACUGGCUGGACUUUGAAGGCAACCAUAUCCAUAAUUUAAGAAAUUUGACUUUUAUUUCCUGCAGUAAUUUAACUGUUUUAGUGAUGAGGAAAAACAAAAUUAAUCACUUAAAUGAAAAUACUUUUGCGCCUCUCCAGAAACUGGAUGAAUUGGAUUUAGGAAGUAAUAAGAUUGAAAAUCUUCCACCACAUGUAUUUAAGGACCUGAAGGAGCUGUCACAAUUGAAUCUUUCCUAUAAUCCAAUCCAGAAAAUUCAAGCAAACCAAUUUGAUUAUCUUGUCAAACUCAAGUCUCUCAGCCUAGAAGGGAUUGAAAUUUCAAAUAUCCAACAAAGGAUGUUUAGACCUCUCACGAAUCUCUCUCACAUAUAUUUUAAGAAAUUCCAGUACUGUGGGUAUGCACCACAUGUUCGCAGCUGUAAACCAAACACUGAUGGAAUUUCAUCUCUAGAGAAUCUCUUGGCAAGCAUUAUUCAGAGAGUAUUUGUCUGGGUUGUAUCUGCAGUUACCUGCUUUGGAAACAUUUUUGUAAUUUGCAUGCGACUUUAUAUCAGGUCUGAGAACAAGCUGCAUGCCAUGUCAAUCAUUUCUCUCUGCUGUGCCGACUGCUUAAUGGGAAUAUAUUUAUUCGUGAUCGGAGGCUUUGACCUUAAGUUUCGUGGAGAAUACAAUAAGCAUGCGCAGCUGUGGAUGGAGAGUACUCAUUGUCAGCUUGUAGGAUCUUUGGCCAUUCUGUCCACAGAAGUAUCAGUUUUACUGUUAACAUUUCUGACAUUGGAAAAAUACAUCUGCAUUGUCUAUCCUUUUAGAUGUUUGAGACCUGGAAAAUCCAGAACAAUUACAGUUCUGAUUCUCAUUUGGAUUAUUGGGUUUAUAGUGGCUUUCAUUCCACUGAGCAAUAAGGAAUUUUUCAAAAACUACUAUGGCACCAAUGGAGUAUGCUUCCCUCUGCAUUCGGAACAUACAGAAAGUAUUGGAGGCCAGAUUUAUUCAGUGGCGAUUUUUCUUGGUAUUAAUUUGGCCGCAUUUAUCAUCAUAAUUUUUUCCUAUGCAAGCAUGUUUUAUAGUGUUCAUCAAAGUACCAUAACAGCAACUGAAAUACGGAAUCAAGUUAAAAAAGAGAUGAUCCUUGCCAAACGGUUUUUCUUUAUAGUGUUUACUGAUGCAUUAUGCUGGAUACCCGUUUUUGUUCUCAAAUUUCUUUCACUGCUUCAGGUAGAAAUACCAGGUACCAUUACCUCUUGGGUAGUGAUUUUUAUUCUGCCCAUCAACAGUGCUUUGAACCCAAUUCUCUAUACUCUGACCACAAGACCGUUCAAAGAAACGAUUCAUCAGUUUUGGUAUAACUACAGACGAAGAAGGUCUAUGGACAGCAAAGUUCAGAAAACAUAUGCUCCAUCGUUCAUCUGGGUGGAAAUGUGGCCACUGCAGGAGAUGCCACCUGAGUUAAUGAAGCCGGCUGUUUUCACAAGACCCCUGUGAAAUGUCGUGGAUUUCUCAAUCAACUAGACUCAGUUCCUAUUCAUGACUGACUCUGAAACUCAUUUCUUCACAGAGAAUACUGUGGGGGUGCUUCAUGAGGGAUUUACUGGUAUGAACUGAAUACCACAAAAUUAGUAAUUUAUAAUAAUGGCUAAGAUAAAUUAGUUUACAAGGACAUGAGGAAAAAUAAAAAUGACUAAUGCUAUUACAAAGGGAAGUAAUUAUAACAAUAAUUUAUAUAUAUGUACAUAUUUUGCAUAAGAAAUUAAGAGAAAUCUACUUCAGUAACAUUCAUUCAUUUUUCUAACAUGCAUUUAUUGAGUACCCACUACUAUGUGCAUAGCAUUGCAAUACAUUCCUGGAAGUAGUGCCCAACCUUUUCAAUCUGUAUGUGGUAUUUAAUUACAAAAGACUAUACAAAGUCCAUCUGCAGUUCCUAGUUUAAAGUAGAGCUUUGCCUGUCAUGUACAUCAGCAAGAAUCAUGGGCACUUUUAAAUAAAGGUUUAAAGUUUUGGAA